Messenger RNA from Hypomesus transpacificus, 7388 nucleotides. RefSeq names its product shroom family member 2a (gene shroom2a). Gene Ontology annotation, biological process: actin filament organization. Gene Ontology annotation, cellular component: cortical actin cytoskeleton; adherens junction; apical plasma membrane. NCBI's taxonomy places the organism in Eukaryota, Metazoa, Chordata, Actinopteri, Osmeriformes, Osmeridae. The coding region runs from base 564 to 5597 and encodes 1677 amino acids. The record is from RefSeq and is a predicted model, not a curated record. The transcript is spliced from 11 exons. Gene Ontology annotation, molecular function: actin filament binding.
CUGCCUGCAGCAAGCUAGCUGAAGUAAAGUGUCAUGUAUUGUCAGAGAGCAAUCUAUUACUAGUUACUUGGGUUAUUGUAAUUUAUUGUUAAGUUGGUAAUACACUGAUUGAUAGACAACUGUGAACAGUUGGUUAUAGAUACAAUACCCAUUCAUGUAAUGUUAGCAAAAAACAGCUACGACGUUACGCCGUCACCAUCACGCAAGCAGUACUAGUAGGACGAGCCUUCGGCUUUGUUUUGUCUAGCUAUUACUUAGAAUCUAGCCUUCGCUCUGACCAUUCAGGUUGCAUUCAAGCUAGCUAGCGACGCUAGCCAACUUAAUCCUUACGUCCAUGUAGUACACUGUCUUUAAGGUUUCUAGUUAAAUAGCAAGCUAACGAAUAUUUGGUUGGUCUAUUUUUCUAAAUUGUUGCCGUGUAUUUACUUAAGUGCAAUCCUGUUAUUUAGCUGAAAAGUUAAAAUAAUAGAAUGAAUAAUGCGUAAUUUAGAAAUCUCUGUACUAUCGCGGAGCGCGACAAACAAACAAGGACAUUCGCAGCCAGUUGCAUUAACAUUAGUGCCAUGGAUCCUGGGCAUCGUAGGAGUAACCCUCGACUCACAGAUGUAGAUGGAAGCUAUCGCCAAGUAAUGGAGAGACCAGCAGAUCUGGAGCAGAGAUCCAAGGAUAGAGAGGCUUGGAGGCUCGUGGAUGUACUUCUCUCUGGAGGCGCUCCAUGGGGCUUCACUCUGAGAGGAGGGAGAGAGCAUCGUGAGCCUUUACUCAUAACAAAGGUGGAGGAGGGCAGCAAGGCGGCGGCCGUCAGCCUCCAGGUGGGAGACGAGCUCGUCAACAUCAACGACUACCCCCUGAGCGGCUACAGGCAGGAGGCCAUCUGCCUGGUGAAGGGCUCCUACAAGACUCUCACCCUGGUGGUGAAAAGGAGAAAUGAACCCGUAAGCAGGCCUCACUCCUGGCACGCCACCAAGUUCAACGAGAGCCAAUCGGAGACUGCCAAAACCCAGUCUCCACCUCCGCCAGUCUGGCACACAAGAUAUGAUGCAAGUUCCUCCUCCACCGAUCUCUCCACCGGCUGGGAGCAGACCAACCUGCGCAGAGUGUCCGACCAGUUCAGCUCCCUGGGCAGCAUGGACAGCCUAGAGCACGUCCCUCACCCCUACCCCUCCGGCCGCCUCUCCCCAGCCAAGUCCAACACCAGCGCGGAGCACCUGGGGGGCGGCGGCGGCGGGGGCGGCAAGCGCGACUCGGCCUACAGCUCCUUCUCCACCAGCUCCGGCACGCCUGACUACACGCUGUCCAAGAGCAACGCCGCCUCCACCGAGAACGUGCUCUACAAGGUCAGCCAGUGGGACGCGGGCGGCCGGCCCACCAACGGCAGGCACAGCCAGAUCCUGAGCGAGGGGGCGAAGGCGGACGAGCGGGCCGGGUACCUGCAGCUCCCCGGGGGGCCCGCGGGCCGGGAGAGCCCCCGGCCGGAGGAGCAGCCGCCCGGUCCUCGCCCCUCCAACUCGGGCCGGGCCAACUUCGGCCCCGUGUGGCACGUACCAGAGAAGAAGAAGCCCGUCCACUCGCCCUCCCCUCCUCCGCCCCUGCCACCGGUGCGCAGCGACAGUUUUGCCGCCACCAAGGUCCACGAGAAGGGCCUCGUCAUAGCCUACCCCGAGGACCCUGACCCCCACCUCCACCCCAAAGCCCCGGGCACGGAGGCGUCCGACACGCGGCGCGGUUACAGCCUCUCCGCGAAAAUCGACGCCGGCGGCCCUCCCGUUUCACCCGAUAGCUACCACCACAACCAGCUCAACUCCAACAAGCCGUACUCCCUCUCCAGUACCGACGUGAGGCUGGGCCCGCCCCCAUACGCCUACACACCUUACCACCAGCGCCAGUACAGCGACGAAAGCACUUUCUACUCCCAGCCCAGGACCCCGUCGGCAGCCAAACCGCACAACAUCAGUGCCUACUACAGCAGCAUGCAGGAGCUGCCCACCAACAACUUCACCCAGACGUACGUCCACACCCAGACCCAGACUCGGGCCUCCGCCACCUCCCUGUCCAGCACGGCCAUCGACCAGAACCCAGACGGUGCCGGCCACACCCGCUACUACUGCGUGACGGCCCGCCAGCCGGCAUCACAGGCCCCGGUGGGAAAGACUGAGGAUGGAGGAAGAGGAGCGUGUGUGGAAACGGUGAGCAGCGGCGGCGAGAGGGCACCACUCAGCCCCCAGACGCUCCAGAAGACCAAGUACCAGCUGCCUCAGCCACAGCCGGCGCACCCCACCACGAAGGACAGCAACGGGUACGGUCAACAGGACGAGGCGGCGCCGCGUCACAAGCUGCCGUCUGUGCCGGCGCCCCCUGCUGGACCGGAGGGGCCAGGCGGGGACGACAGGGGCAGCCAGAGGAGGCUGGACGUUCAGAACGCCGACACUCACUACAUGAGCUACCCUCCCAGCAGGCAACCAGACCAAAGGAGGUCCCUGCCCACGCAGCACAGAGAGCCGGACGUCAGGCCGGGGGGGGGUCACCAGGGGGUCGGGAUCUCCCCGCAGACCACGCCCUUGCUCCACUCUCUGUCGGCGGAGAGCGCGGGCCGGGGCGACACCGCCCCCGACCCGCUGACCGUCCAGCAGACGCGCCGGAGCGAACGCUUCGCCACGACCCUCCGCAGCGAGAUCCAGAUGAGGCGGGCCAAGCUACAGAAGAGCAAGAGCGCGGCCGCCCUCAGCGGGACGAGCGAGGCGGCGGAGGAGGAGACGGCGGAGGCGGAGUCUCAGGAGAACUCGGUGGCCUCGCCGUCCUCGGAGGGCUCCUUCAGCAGCACCUACAAGGACCACCUGAAAGAGGCGCAGGCCAGGGUCCUAAAGGCCACCUCGUUCAGGAGGAGAGACCUGGAGCCCGUCCUGCUGGAGCACUCCGGCUCGGACGGUCCGCCCGGGUACCCCUCCUCCGUCCUGGGCCGCAAGGACUCCAACCCUUUGCCCAGCGUCUCCGAGGCUCCGCCCAGCCGGUCCGGCGGCGGUCAGGUGACCCGCAUCGGAGGCAGGAAGCGCUUCACGACGGAGCGGAAAGUGCGGUCGUACUCCGAACCCGACAAAAUCCAUGAGGUGGGCGUGGACGAGGCGGCGGCGGUGGCGCCCUGCGAGAGAGCCGCCUCCAUGACGGACCGCAGGAAGCUGUUCGAGACCACCGGGAAACCCGCCUUCCCCAAACCCCUCCUCAAGCCGGGCCCUCAGAGCAGCUCAGAGGCCCCCAGAGAGCCCCAAGCGAGGGCUCCGGCGCCCAGCAAGUACCCUGAGGAGGCCCGAGGCCUGGAGGUCUCCAGCUCCCACAGGCAGGCCCUCCUGGAGCAGCAGAGGCUGGGCACAUUCGCAGAGUACGAGGCCACCUGGAGCCUCCCCAAGAAGCCGGCGGAGACCAGGGCGUCCGGGCGGUACCGGUCCGCCGACAACAUCCUGGACCCGGCUGCGGAGGAGAGGACCAAACCCACCUGUGUCCACGAGCGCUCGCGCUCCUCCCCUUCGGCCGACUUCUACGGCCAGAACAUUCCGGUACCGGGAAGAAAGUCUGCAGAACACUGCCAGCCUGAGCUCCAGCCUGCGGCCCAGAACCACAAAGUCUCGAGGUCCUCCAGCAGGAACCAUGGAGACGGCAGGGCGCCCGAGAGACCCGCGGACCCUGACCGUUUCCCAGAGCCACCCGUGACAGCCCCGAGCCCCGAGCACAGGCUCUCAGCCGCUCCUGGUCCAGGCUGCCACAGGCCCGCUGACUCGGCCCUCCCAGGCUCCGAGCCCUCCGGCGAGCCCCCUGCCGGCCCCCGCAGGCGGGCCCCUGCCCCGCUGAGGCCCCCCCCCCCCAGGCUGGACAGGCCCAGAUGUCCAGAGAGCGCUCCCCUGCUCGGCAAGUCCCAGGAGGCCCUAACUGCAUGCUCCCCGAGCAGAGAGCUUAACCCCGCUCCCGUCGCCGCCGCCCCCUCUCCCCGCAGCCUAUCGGAGCAGAGCCGAGGACUCCCGGAAAACAAACGGGGAGGCGACAACUCUGUCGCGCCAUCCAAUCCCCAGCCUGCUCCUCCCCCUCCUCCCUCCCUCUCCGGACCCUCGGGCCAGGCCAAGCCCUCCAUGGACGGCCAGCGGUCCCCGUCGCCCCAGUUCGCGCCGCAGAGACUCACUGACAAGCCGCCCGUCUCUCUGCAGGAUGAGAACUCCACCAGGACGGAGAACGUGAUGGAGAACAGCAGCAGUCCCUCCGCCAGGAAGGUGCCCAUCAAGAUCGUCCACAGCGAGAGCCUGACGGAGAAGGAGAGCCGCCACUACCUCCUCCACAGCGACGCCCAGGCCGGGCCCCAGGCCCCGGGCGCCCCGAGUCAGGUGGGCAGCCUGGGAGCCCCGGACCAGUCCUACUCCCUGUUCUGUGCCUACUCUCGACAGAGGGACCCGGGGCCCCAGGCCGAGGGAGAGCCAGACCCACCGCCGGCCCUUCACGCUGACCUGAGGCUGCACAUAGACUCAGACACGAGUCCUGAAAUCGAGCAGCAAGCUGCGGCUGGCUUCCCGAUGGCCCCGCCCACAGACGUGGCUCCUCCCGCUUCCCAUCUGCCAGCCCCGCCCACCACCGAGGCCCUGCCCCCAGAGACCCCCGGCAGUAACGGGGUGGCCCCCGCCUCCCUCUCUCAGGACGACCAGAAGAGAGAGGAGCUGGCCAGGGACAUCAUGGGCAAGGAUCGGUCCCUGGCAGAGGUCCUGGACCAGAGCAGGAUGAAGACCACCAUGGACCUGAUGGAGGGCAUCUUCCCCCAGGAGCAGCAGCUGCUGGAGGGGGCCCACCAGCGCAGGAAGGUGGGGCCCAAGCAGGCCUCCCCCAGGGCUGCCGAGGACAGGAACGGGGAGGACGAGGCGGCGACGGCGGUCGCCCUGGUGACCAGCUCCACCUACUACAGCACGUCGGCGCCCAAGGCGGAGCUGCUGAUCAAGAUGAAGGACAUGCAGCAGCAGGAGGAGGAGCCGGGCUCCGAGGACGAGCUCCCCGACGACGACCAGGAGCUGGCCGACAAGAAGCAGGAGCUGAUUGACAGCCUGAGCAGGAAGCUGCAGGUGCUGCGCGAGGCGCGGGAGAGCGUGCAGGAGGACGUGCUGGACAACAACGCGCUGGGCCGCGAGGUGGAGGCCACCGUGCAGCAGGCCUGCAGGCCCAACGAGCUGGACAAGUUCCGCAUGUUUGUGGGCGACCUGGACAAGGUGGUCAGCCUGCUGCUGUCCCUGUCGGGCAGGCUGGCCCGGGUGGAGAACGCCCUCAACAGCCUGGAGGGGGACGCCCCCGCAGAGGAGAGGCGCACGCUGACUGACAAGAGGAAGCUGCUGAUCCGCCAGCACGAGGACGCCAAGGAGCUGAAGGACAACCUGGACCGGCGGGAGGGCGUGGUCUACGACAUCCUGGCCGGCUGCCUGCCGGAGGAGAGCCUGGCCGACUACCAGCACUUUGUCAAGAUGAAGUCGGCCCUCAUCAUCGAGCAGCGCAAGCUGGAGGACAAGAUCAAGCUGGGCGAGGAGCAGCUCAAGUGUCUGACGGACAGCCUGCCCCUGGAGCAGAGGCUGGCCCUGUGAGGGGCCACACACACGCACAGCCUCCUCUACAUGGCUGCGUGGGCCGUGCCGCACCAGUCCCUGGACUGACGCCGCAGUUGGCCUGUCUGUCCAGUAGGGGGAGGCAGAGAUGACACUCAGAGAGACUGAGAGACUGAAGGCGAUCAUCCUUUUCCUCCUCCAACAGCCCACCACAGCGACUAACUCUGCCCCGGUUGAGGAGAAGUCUCCUCACUGCUCGUCUUGUCUCUGAUGUUCUUCACAUCUACCUUCAACGGGAGUUUCAAGUCAUAAAACCACUGGGAUGAUCAAAACCCCUUCCAAAAUCACUCUGCUUCGAGACUGGUGUUUUCCUUUGUUUGUGUUUUGUUUUUUUCUUUACCACAGUACCCAUCAGUGUCUAUAAUGUCUUCAAGAAUAAUCUUGUUGUUGUUUUGUUUUUUUUAGUAAUUUAUUGUAGCCUUUUGAAUCUGUACAGAGGAAUAGAAUAGGACAAGUGUUUAUCGUCAACUGAUUUAUUUUUUAGCUGCCAAGUUUAACUGUUGGUAAUCAACACACUUAUCUCCACGUGAUGUGUCAUUGCAUUAACCUGCCGUUGUUUGUACUUGUCAUUUUCAUGUCACAUCAUCCAAAUGACUGGCCUGACAUUUCAGUGAGGAAAUCGGUUUUUUUCAAAUGCCAUUUCAAAUUUGUCAAAUUUCCUCAGACGUUUGUCUCACAGGGAUUACCCGCGUUCUACCUAGACUGCUCCUUUCUAAACAUGAGACCAAGGGGACGAGGCUGGGUGGUGGUUGGGAGGGGAGGGGGGGGGUAUUCCACCAGUGACCCCACCCCCUCUGUGGAUGCAUCAAGAGGGUUUGGAGAUGGAUAUCGCCAGCAUGGCAGCGUCUCAUCUCCCUCAGAUCACAGGCUGCACAAGCAGCUUCAACCCCCAGCCUGGGCAGAGCUGUCUGGCUGAAGCUGUGGAGCAAGAGCAGGCUUCAGUCAGACCCUCUACCCUGGGCUGCUACAGGCAGUUAGACCCUCUACCCUGGGCUGCUACAGGCAGUCAGACCCUCUACCCUGGGCUGCUACAGGCAGUCAGACCCUCUACCCUGGGCCGCUACAGGCAGUCAGACCCUCUACCCUGGGCUGCUACAGGCAGUUAGACCCUCUACCCUGGGCCGGUACAGGCAGUCAGACCCUCUACCCUGGGCUGCUACAGGUAGUCAGACCCUCUACCCUGGGCCAGUACAGGCAGCACCUCGCUAAUCCUCACCCGUAUCGUGAUCAAAUUUGUUUUGAAACCAUGUUGACCAUACUUUGUGUCUAGUUAGUCACCUUGGCGGCAUUCUGUAUGGCUGUUCAUUCAUUUAGAUGAUGUCCUCUCUCUGCAGUUUGACAUUUGUGUACUACAUUGUCGGCCACAGUGCUUCUUGUGUGCUGAUGGAAGUGAAGGUUCUUGAACCCUGGAGAUAUGGAGGUACUUAAACGCCCUAUCUUCCAGAUUGCAGGAGAGCCUCUGUAUAUCUCUCCAGAUAACAGUUUACCUUUCAUCUAAUGUCAGGCCACUGUCUUAUUCAUGUUAAGUUACUGUAAGACUGAUGUAGAAAAACCUUAAUCGAAGCAAAGACGGUUUUUCAAACUAAAACAUUUGAAGACUAUGUACUUUCACGUUGUAACCAUGGCCACUGUCGCUGACCCUGGAUUUCAGGUGAAGCUGUUUUGAAGGACUUAUUAUGGGAUUUAAUUUGUCACACACUAUACAACACAACUCUACAACACUUGUUUAUCAGCUGUGCUGCUUUAUAUCAAAUAAAAGGGUCUGCUAAA